UAUUUUGCUUCCUCCAAUUCAUUCUCUUUGUUUAGUUUAAAGAGACCAACCCCUUUGCCUCUUCUCCUCUACAACUUCCCUUCCAUUCAACCACAACACUUGGCACAAGGAGGCGAGGGAAGAAAAAUGAAGUCGAGGAACGAGAAUAACAGUAACAACAACAACAACAACAAUAGUUGGUUGGGAUUCUCUCUGUCGCCCCACAUGAAAAUGGAGCUCACCACUCCCUCUGAUCCUCACACUCACUCCUACAAUAACUCCUCCUCUGCUGCUGCUCCUCCUCAUCCUCACACUCCCACAAGCUUCUACUUGUCCCCUCAUUUCAACAACUCCUCUGAAUUUUUCUACCCCCAGAAUCCCAAUCCCCCUUCUCUCUCCGUCAUGCCCCUCAAAUCCGACGGCUCUCUCUGCAUCAUGGAGGCCCUCUCCAGAUCCCAAACCCAAGGUAUGGCGCCGAAGCUGGAGGACUUUCUCGGGGGGCGUGGCUAUUUCAAUCAGAAUGCGGAAUCGGAGCCCGAGAGGGAGCAUUCAUUGAAUAGACACCAGAAUCAAGACCACCACAUUUUAAUCCACAAUUCCCAUCAUUACUAUCCUGGAUUGGUUCCUAAUUCCGUUGCUGCAAUUGGAAGCUGCCAUCCCCAAAUCCCCCAGAUUCCCUCCGAGGACGACGAAAUCCCCUGCCUUACCAACUGGGUCUCUCGUCCUCACUUCAAUAAUCAUCAUCAUCCUCUGGUGGACCACCACAUCGCCGCCGGCGUCAAUGACGGCGCCGGAAUGACCUGCGGGGAUCUCCAGUCGCUUAGCUUGUCGAUGAGCCCCGGUUCUCAAUCCACCUCUUUCCCGGCUUCCGGCCAGAUCUCCCCCACCGGAGUAGACGCCUCCGCCGCCGCCUCCGCCGUUGAAACUAAGAAAAGAGGCCCCGGAAAGCUCUGCCAGAAGCAGCCCGUUCACCGCAAAUCCAUUGACACGUUCGGCCAGAGAACCUCCCAAUAUCGUGGCGUCACCAGGCAUAGGUGGACUGGGAGAUAUGAAGCUCAUUUAUGGGAUAAUAGCUGCAAGAAAGAAGGCCAAACCAGGAAAGGAAGACAAGUUUAUCUUGGUGGAUAUGAUAUGGAAGAAAAAGCUGCAAGAGCUUACGACCUUGCUGCCCUCAAGUACUGGGGACCCUCCACCCAUAUAAAUUUUCCACUGGAGAAUUACCAGACUGAACUUGAAGAAAUGAAGAACAUGAGCCGCCAGGAAUACGUUGCUCACUUGAGAAGAAAAAGCAGUGGCUUUUCGAGGGGCGCUUCAGUUUUCCGUGGAGUUACAAGACAUCACCAACAUGGAAGAUGGCAGGCGAGGAUUGGGAGAGUUGCCGGAAACAAAGACCUCUAUCUUGGGACAUUUAGCACGCAAGAGGAAGCGGCUGAGGCAUAUGACAUAGCAGCAAUCAAAUUCCGCGGUGUAAAUGCAGUCACCAACUUUGACAUUUCCAGAUACGAUGUCGACAGAAUCAUGGCCAGUAAUACCCUUCUGGCCGGAGAUCUUGCUAGAAGGAACAAGCAAAUCGAGCCCGGUAAUGAGGCUGCCGCAGCCCCCGCGCCCCUCGGUUUCGACUCGUCGACCACGCAGAACAACAAUGCCGGGAUCAAUCCUGACGAGGCCAGCAAUGGCGCCAAUGGGAAUGGUAGUACUGAUUGGAAGAUGGCAUUGUAUCAAAACCAGCAGCAGCAGCAGGCUGCUACUUGUGUUGCUGAAUCACUUGACCAUCACAAGUCCUCCAUGACAGCUGCAUCGGGGAGCUAUCGAAACGCGUCGUUUUCGAUGGCGUUGCAGGACUUGAUUGGGAUCGAAUCGAUGAACUCGAAUAAUAAUAAUAGUCAUGGCAUUGAUGAUGAUGUAGGCUGCAAACAAGUGACUCAUUUUUCGAAUUCGUCGUCUCUGGUGACAAGUUUGAGUAGCUCAAGAGAAGGUAGCCCCGACAAGACGAAUGUAUCAAUGCCGUUUGCAAAGCCCCCACCCCUGAUGGCGUCCAAGCUUAUUGGGGCAGCCACGAGCGGAGUCGGCUCGUGGUACCCGUCCCCGCCGCAGCUGAGGCCAACGGCCAUUUCCAUGGCUCAUUUGCCUGUUUUUGCAGCUUGGAACGACACUUAGAAAGAAAAAAACAAAACCCUUUUUUUCCUUUUUGUUGAUUUCCUUGCAUUUAGUUUAGAUUUAGAGCGUGAAAGCUUAGUUUUUUUUAGUUGCAUGAAGGUGAAAUGAAAAGAAAGAAAGCAAGAAAAACGAAGAUGAUGUUUGGGAGGCAAGAAAAACAAAUGGGGCUGUCGAAGGGUGGGUUUGAGAGAGGAGAUAGAAUUUUGAUGUCAGUGGGAGAAAAAUGGGGACUAAUGAAUGACACAACCAUGGGGUCCAAUUUCUGUGUCUGUAAUCCAAUUUUUUUCAAACCAAACCUUUUGGCUCCUUAUUGCAAAUGAAAGAAAGAAAGAAAAUUGAAAGAAA
Messenger RNA from Momordica charantia (bitter melon), 2481 nucleotides. RefSeq names its product AP2-like ethylene-responsive transcription factor ANT. The record is from RefSeq and is a predicted model, not a curated record. NCBI's taxonomy places the organism in Eukaryota, Viridiplantae, Streptophyta, Magnoliopsida, Cucurbitales, Cucurbitaceae. Gene Ontology annotation, molecular function: DNA-binding transcription factor activity; DNA binding. Gene Ontology annotation, biological process: regulation of DNA-templated transcription.